Molecule: messenger RNA, 969 nt
Organism: Sphaerodactylus townsendi
Lineage: Eukaryota; Metazoa; Chordata; Lepidosauria; Squamata; Sphaerodactylidae
Gene: FUT7
Product: fucosyltransferase 7
Exons: 1
Coding region: 1-969 (322 amino acids)
Cellular component (GO): membrane
Molecular function (GO): alpha-(1->3)-fucosyltransferase activity
Source: RefSeq, a predicted model, not a curated record
AUGGUCUUCUGGAACCUGGGAUUCCUUUUUCAGCAGUUUCAUGUUCUCACUGGUGGAGUUAGUACCUGUGACAAACCAUUGACCAUUCUGAUUUGGGACUUGCCGUUCAACCACAAUUUGAACCUGAGCGGCAACAUUUGUGCCACACGGCAUCGCAAGGAGGGCUGUUUGUUGACCAGCAACCGCAGCUUGCUUGACCAAGCAGACGUGGUGGCUUUCCAUCACCGUGAACUGCAGCCCAGCAGGUCAAGCCUGCCAACAGCUAAAAAGAAUUCAAAGCAGAACUGGGUGUGGGUUUCACUGGAAUCUCCCACCAACACCAAAGACCUGGCUGGCUGGAACAGAACUUUCAACUGGGUCAUGACGUAUCGACGGGACUCUGAUAUCUUUAUCCCUUAUGGGGUACUUGUGCCUCACUCAUCAGACAAGGUGGACAUCCCGAAGAAAUCACGUUUAGUGUGCUGGGUUAUCAGCCACUACCGCCGUACCCAGAAGAGAGCGCAGUUGUACCAGGAACUGUCCAGACACGUCAAGAUUGAUGUAUAUGGGAAAGCAAGCAAGAAACCUCUCUGCUCAGCCUGCCUCUUGCCAACCAUCUCCCAGUACAAGUUCUAUCUUGCCUUUGAGAACUCCAUACACCAAGACUACAUCACUGAGAAGCUCUGGAGGAAUGCCUUGCUUGCUGGCACCGUGCCUGUAGUCAUGGGUCCGCCCAGAGCCAACUACCAGCGGUUUAUUCCUGCAGAUGCCUUCAUACAUGUGGAAGAUUUUGGCUCCAUGCAGGAGCUUGCCACCUUCCUGGUAACCAUGAAUGACAGCCACUACCAGAGUUUCUUCCAUUGGAGGAAAAGGUACAUGGUGAAGUUGUACGACAACUGGCAGGAACGGUUUUGCACCAUCUGCGAUCAGUAUCCCAGCUUACCUCUGGGGAAAAUCUACCCUAGCUUGGAGGACUGGUUCCAGGACUAG